Molecule: messenger RNA, 1305 nt
Organism: Rhodofomes roseus
Lineage: Eukaryota; Fungi; Basidiomycota; Agaricomycetes; Polyporales; Fomitopsidaceae
Product: DnaJ-domain-containing protein
Exons: 4
Coding region: 1-1305 (434 amino acids)
Cellular component (GO): endoplasmic reticulum
Molecular function (GO): protein-folding chaperone binding; misfolded protein binding
Source: RefSeq, a predicted model, not a curated record
AUGAUCACAUCAUUACUCUGUUUCCUCGUCUUGUCCUUCCUGCCGCAUCUCAUCACCAGCAAGCUUCUCCCCAUUCUCCAUCGAGUCUAUUCCGCUCUGUCUGGUCGCCCUGCACCUCUUGCCAACUCGCCGCUGUAUGACCGGCAUUAUCGUUAUGUGUACGCCCUCACAGUCAUCAGCUGUCUCUUCUUCAACUUUCGCAACGCGGCGCUGUCAAUGCCUCCCAACUACUACGAAAUGCUCGGCGCGGACCCGAAUGCAGACGAGAAUGCUCUGAAGGCUGCCUUCAGACAAUUCGCACGCAAAUAUCAUCCGGACCGUGUGGGUCCUCAAGGCGAAGCGCUUUUCAUUGAUGUUCGCGACGCAUUCGAGGCGUUGAAGAACCCAACGACACGGUUCGCAUACGAUAGGUUUGGUCCAGAUGCCCUGCAAUGGACCCAUUGUGCAACACUGCGAGAAUAUAUCCGGCAGGGGCUCAUGCAAUCAGCGGGAUUCUACAUUGCUUCCGCUUGCACCUUGCUCCUAUUCUCAUCCAUUGGCAAGCCAAGCGACGUUGCAUUCUGGCGCUACCUGUUGUUCGCUGCCAUGUUUGCCUAUGAGCUGAAGUACAUCCUUGGGCCAUCACCACCGUCUUCACCGGAAUCGCUCUCGUCAGCCUUCCUCUCUGAGCCUGGCUCAACAUCCCACAUAGGCAUCCUAGCGAUACUUUGGCCCCAUCGCGUCGCAUGGCAGCAUGUCCGUUUCCUGCACUCGCUCUUCGUAUUCUGUUCUGCUGCGCUAUCCCAGGUCGCUCCCGUCCUGUUCCCUUCCACGAAGGAGGACAUCAACUCGCCGAGAUUCCAGGCAGUGCUCCGUCGGUUAUCGUUAUUGGCCUCAAUGAUCAACAACGAUGCCACACAACAAAUCAACACCGAGCUCCAUUCCGUCCAUGGCCCACAAUCACACACACAGCCCACAGACGCUACGUUUGACAACCCGAUGCCCUGCGACCACCCCGCGGACGAGAUCAUGGACAUGCUCACGAGCGAGUUGGAGCACAUGGUCAUCGAAGGCCAGUUCGCUGACGGCGGGCCGCUCAAGAGCGCCGUCGACAACGCCGUCGAGCGCAGACGGCGCGCGGAGACGGAGCAGGCUAAGCCGUCGCUGAAGCGCUCGGAGACGGGCAUGCUGUCGCCCACACCAUCGCCACCUCCCGAACCGAGUCGUACCCCACUCAGGCGGCUGCCUACUACACCGUUCAAGUUGGCUCGGGCAGCGGUAGGCACGUCUUUGGGGUACGUGCGUGGAAGGUCGCAGUCGCUGUGA